UGUAGUAAUCUGCAGUAAUCUGCACUCUGUCUGUAGCAAGGAACUGUCAUCGAUUAAAUGGACGGGAAAAUGAGUUCUAACAAUUCUUCUACUUAUCGCCGCGCCAACUUAAAAAUUGCACCUGGUGCAGUAGUGUGCGAGGAGAGUAUUCUAAAAGGAGAUAUUUCUAUUGGUGCAAAAACUAUAAUCCAUCCUAGAGCAUGUAUUCUAGCAGAGGCUGGUCCAAUCAUUAUAGGAGAAGGCAAUAUAAUUGAAGAGAUGGCAACUAUAACCAACAGAUUGCCACCUGAUACUCCAGAACCUGUAACUGUACCAGUGCAAAUAAUAGGAAACUAUAAUGUAUUUGAAACUGAUUGUGUUUGUGAAUCAUAUAAAGUUGGCGAUAACAAUAUCUUAGAAGCAAAAGCUCAAGUUAGUCGAGAAAUUGAAUUAACUAACGGAUGUGUUAUUGGAGCUGCAUGUUCUUUGACAGAACAAGAAACAAUACCAGAAAAUACAAUAGUAUAUGGAAACCAAUGUCAACGUAGAGAAAUGAAUGACAAGCCAUAUCCACAAAUUGGACAGUUGGAUUUUCUACUGAAAGUACUCCCAAAUUAUCACCACUUUCGCAAAUCGAAUGUAAAAUCAAAACCUGGAGGACCUAUGUGAAUGAUGUAUACUGACAUUCUUGUAGUAGUAAUAAGGACAAAUGGAACGUCGACUGAUACGUGUGUGGCUGUCGGUAACUUCAAAGGACAACGCAUUCGGAUGCACCGAGCGGACCGAGAUUGGACUGCUUCAAGGAUAGACUUCUUACAAGAUAAUCUCCCUCUUUCUUAUUUGACUUGUGUGCGACCUUCGUGUACAAGAUGAUACAUAAAUCUAAGA
Molecule: messenger RNA, 867 nt
Organism: Acromyrmex echinatior (Panamanian leafcutter ant)
Lineage: Eukaryota; Metazoa; Arthropoda; Insecta; Hymenoptera; Formicidae
Gene: DCTN6-p27
Product: dynactin subunit 6
Biological process (GO): mitotic spindle organization
Cellular component (GO): dynactin complex
Molecular function (GO): dynein complex binding
Source: RefSeq, a predicted model, not a curated record